AUGUUCAACGUGGACAUCAUCGUGCCCCUCACCCAGGGUCCGCAAGAUGUUUCACCACUCGGCUCGGAUCUUGUGCAGCUUUCCAGUUUCUCAAGGAAUGAAGAUGCAACGAUUGACGACUUUAUCGACGUGCUGGAGGAGACCGGCACGGCGCCACGGCAGUACUGCAAGUGCCUCUACGUCUACAACAAGAUCGACAUGCUGAACAUCAGUCAAGUCGAGGAGUUGGCGAGGCAGCCCUACUCGGUGGUCAUCUCCGUCAGCAAGGGGCUGAAUUUGGAUGGCUUGCUGGAAAGAAUCUGGCAGGAGCUGGACUUGCGUCGAAUCUACACCAAGAAGAAGGGCCUUUUCCCCGAUUUCACAGAGCCGAUAGUUCUGACUUGCCAGCGCGGCAACAAGACCAUGUCGGUUGAGAACGCCGUCGGCCUGCUUCACAAGAGUUUGCUGGACGAGUUCAAGUCCGCGCUGGUGUGGGGCUCCAGCGUGCGCGCAUCCCCGCAAGUGUGCGGCCUGAAGCACGAGCUCCAGGACGAGGAUGUGAUGCAAAUCACAAAACUCACCGCAGCUGAGAAGCAGAAGAAAAUGCACGGGAAGAAGACAGGCACAACUUUGGCCGGAGGGAACACGCAGGUGGAUCCUUCCGGCAAGAAGGCGCAGAUCCCUUCUGGCAGGGCAGUCGCCGCAAUGCGGCUCUUUGUCCGGGGCAUAGCUGGUGAGACCUCCGCAGUGGAGGUUGCUUCUGCUGCCAGUGUUGCCGACGUCCAGCUGCAGAUUCAGGAAGUCCAGGGUGUGCCUUGCAGCGAGCAGCGGCUGAUCUUUGGAGGAAGGUCUUUGCAGUCCGAGGAGCUCCUGGCUGCCUGUGGUGUGGAAGAGGAGUCCACCCUUUUCGUCAAUCUCGACCUCGAAGGCGGCGGCAAGAAGCGCAAGAAGAAGACGUACACCAAGCCCAAGAAGAUCAAGCACAAGAGGAAGAAGGUGAAGCUCGCAGUGUUGAAGUUCUACAAGGUUGAUUCCAACGACAAGGUGACCCGCUUGCGCCGAGAGUGCCCUCAUGAGACCUGUGGCCCAGGAGUCUUCAUGGCUAUGCACUUCAAUCGCUACUACUGUGGCAAGUGCCACCUGACGUACCUCAUCAAGAAGGAGGAUAAGUGA
Symbiodinium sp. CCMP2592 is the source of this 1152-nucleotide messenger RNA. NCBI's taxonomy places the organism in Eukaryota, Dinophyceae, Suessiales, Symbiodiniaceae. The record is from the annotation of a GenBank genome assembly.